CACAAGCAGAAUCUUCAGAACAGGUUCUCCGUCCCCAGUCACCAAUUGCUCGAGUAAGAGUUGUCUGCAAUGGCCGCCCUGCAGAAAUCUGUGAGCCCUUUCCUUAUGGGGACUCUGGCCACCAGCUGCCUCCUUCUCUUGGCCCUCUGGGUGCAGGGAGGAGCAGCUGCGCCCGUCAGCUCCCACUGCAGGCUUGACAAGUCCAACUUCCAGCAGCCCUAUAUCACCAACCGCACCUUCAUGCUGGCUAAGGAGGCUAGCUCGGCUGAUAACAACACAGACGUUCGUCUCAUUGGGGAAAAACUGUUCCGCGGAGUCAGUAUGAGUGAGCGCUGCUAUCUGAUGAAGCAGGUGCUGAACUUCACCCUUGAAGAAGUGCUGCUCCCUCAAUCGGAUAGGUUCCAGCCUUAUAUGCAGGAGGUGGUGCCCUUCCUGGCCAGGCUCAGCAACAGUCUAAGCACAUGUCACAUUGAAGGUGAUGACCUGCAUAUCCAGAAGAAUGUCCAAAAGCUGAAGGACACAGUGAAAAAGCUUGGAGAGAGUGGAGAGAUCAAAGCAAUUGGAGAACUGGAUUUGCUGUUUAUGUCUCUGAGAAAUGCCUGCAUUUGACCAGAACAAAGCUGAAAAACGAAUAACUAACCCUUUUUCCCUGAUAGAAAUAACAGUUAGAUCCCCCAAAGCGAUUUUUUUUUAACCAAAAAGAAGAUGGGAAGC
Macaca mulatta (Rhesus monkey) is the source of this 714-nucleotide messenger RNA. RefSeq names its product interleukin 22 (gene IL22). Lineage: Eukaryota; Metazoa; Chordata; Mammalia; Primates; Cercopithecidae. Gene Ontology annotation, cellular component: extracellular region. The record is from RefSeq and is marked inferred.